Doryrhamphus excisus (bluestripe pipefish) is the source of this 3224-nucleotide messenger RNA. The record is from RefSeq and is a predicted model, not a curated record. Lineage: Eukaryota; Metazoa; Chordata; Actinopteri; Syngnathiformes; Syngnathidae.
ACAAGCUGUGAUGAGCAGUUUUCUUUAACCUACAUCGACAUUACAUUGUGCAGCUGCCCUUCUCGGCUCUGGUGAGUUGCAGAGCCACCGGCUGGGGUUGCCGGCCAUCCUCCCAUCCUUCCUUUGUCCGCUUUGGUGAUGUCCUCCCUGACUGCCCUGCUGUUCACUGGAGGAGUGAAUCCAGACACAUUGGACAGAUUUUAGAUGCCAAGCCAACAGAUCCCUGCAGGGCUACAGAAAGACCAGGACCAGUGUAAUGCAUCCACUUGGUUCCAGCAGGUCCGGUUUGUUCCAGGGUUGGCCUUUAGGUGGCAGUAGAGGGGUAGGCCCCAGGUUUAUGAGCGACGUCUGAGAAACGAAGGAGAUUGUUUGUGGCGGAGUAACAAGUUCCGAUAAAAGACCUGCCACCUGUGAAAAGUAGCCGGCGGGUCUUGUUUCAUUUCAGCAUCCAUUGUAGAAAUGCAGGCUGAUGGAGGAGAGGAGACGGCGGCAGCCUCUUGGCCUUCAGUCAAGCCUGUUUGGGCUUUGCUGGAAGAAGCGGGCCAAAUGAAGAUGGAGGGGAACGCUUUCUACCGGGAAAAGAAGAUACGUGCGGCUGUUGGCCGUUAUCACCGUGCUCUGUUGGUUCUUCGAAGCCUGGACUCGGAGGUGACAUCGGCGUUGAAAGGAUUUGGACCCGAGAGGCCGUCUCUCACCGCAGAGCAAGAGACAUUGCUAAGAAACACACAAGUGGACUGCUACAACAACCUAGCUGCCUGUUUGCUGCAGCGGCAGAGUGUCGACUAUGCACGCGUCCAAGACUACAGUUUGCGGGUGUUAGAGAGGCGCCCGGGUGACGCCAAAGCCCUGUACAGGGCUGGCGUGGCCACCCUGGAGCUGGGAGACGCCCAGAGAGCCAAGCAUUACCUGACGCAGGCCUGCAAGGUGCAGCCCAGCGAUGCCAAUGUGAGGAGAUACCUGCAGAGGGCGGAGGAGAAUCUGAGUCGUGCGUUACUCCAGGAGAAGGCCAUGUACAGAGGCAUGUUUGCCUCCAGCACAAAGACCAGUCCUGCGGACGCAGGAGGGGACUUGGCUAAAGUUAAGCAGCUUGCAGAGCAACUGAAGAAGCCUAUGGAAUGAAAACCUGAACGCACCGAUGUUGCUGAGCCUGGAAGCAGUCGAUGUCCAGCUCCACGCCUUGCUCCAUCAGCCCGACCACCACAGCCCGAGACAGGCCGGAAAGACGGGAGAUCUCCUCCACCAUUGGGGACUCCUCAGGCAUCUUGGGACUGGACCGGAACUCCUGCAUCAAACUGCUACGCUGAGACACGGGAGCGGACCCGGGACCCACGCCAAACGCGAAGGCGCCGGCCUCGGAUGACGGCCCGACACUCCAGUCCAGCGAUCGAGAGAAGGCUGCCGGUCCCAAAGCAGAAGUGGCUCCAGGAGCCGACGUGACCUCCAGAGAACUCCGGUGGCUCAGGGAGGUGGGACAGGUGGAGAUGCGAGGCCGUGCUCGGAGCGCUGGGCCGGGUGUGGAAGAGGCUUGUGAAGGUGCUGCAGCAGCUGACUCACCGCCCAGAUUGACACUUUUGGGUUUGUCCACGACGCCCCUGUUGGCGUUCAAACCAGGAGCAAGGUUCAAGUUUAGGUUGAGAUGCAAGUUGAUGUUCAGAUCCUCUCCGGUGGCAGAGGGAAGGCUACCCAGGUUGAUUGAGUUCCUGGUGGCCUUCUUGCCAGCGGUGCUGAGGCUGACUCGAGCCGAGUUACCCAGGAGCGAUGUGCAAGGUGUCAGACCGGAAGGGGUACUGCGGCUCUCAAAGGCAGACAAGGACUGGGUGGAACCGUGACCUUUACCAGGCGUGCUGUGGCCUCUGGGUGCGACUGAACACGGGGGAGCAACCGAACUCAGAUCGGGGAUGGAGAGGUUUAUCCGAUGGUGGUACUGGUUAGCUAGCCGAGAGAUGUACUGCUCCAGCUGGGUCAGAGAGGUCUGGGCUUUGGGAUUCGGACAUCGGCUGUCCAGACCUCUGGACUCUGUAGGUUCGUCCGGCUGGUUUCCUUCGGGACUUGGUGAAAGCGGUCGCUCCUGAGUCUGCGUGGUGAAAAGGGGACUCUGGAGGGCGACGGCAUGCAAGGGACUGGGAUAUGGAUACACCUCUUUUGUCCUACGCGACACCAGGUCUUCACAGUAGCACGGGUCCAGCUGGGGUGUGGGCGCAUGGGAGGAGAGGGCGUCACGGUCGAGAUUUAGGAGAGAAGAAAUCAAAGAGUGGUUGAGGCCCGAGCACAGGUUGGACAGAAAGCUGAGACCAGGCACCUCAAUGCCACCUGGAACUGUAAGACAAGGAGGACUAGAUGAUAGAAGGAACCCUCAAUGAUGGUACCUGUGCUGGUUUAUGUUCUCUCACCUGAAACUGCCGAGUCCUCCAGUGGCUCGGGUUCCUUGUGUGGCUGCUUGAGUCCAGGCUGCUGCAACGCACCGUCUGACCACAAACUGUCGGUGUUGUCGGCGGACGUGGGGACCUGGUCCCAAAGCUUGAGGGGUCUGACCGUGUGGGCGGUCUCGCUGGACACGGAGUAGCAGGAGUCGGACAGAGAACUGCCACUCACGGAAUAAAAGCCUUCAACACAAGACGUGCACAUUGCAAAGACACGGGGAAGUUGACCGGUUCUAAGAACUGGAUCCACUUGGAAGUUAUGGUGACGCCUCGGGAUUGAAAUGUCACGGUUCUUUUCCAAACACUCCAAGUGAAAAAAGGAGGUGCCAAUAAGUUAGCUCUUAAGAGGGAUGUGCCAUUUGGGUGGAGGUGCUCACCAAGGCUGAGUUUGGCAAGAAAAGCCAGUGAGUCCGCCUGAAGUCACACCAAGUCCAAGUCAACAAAGUCAGAAAGAGCCUGGUUCGAGUUUAGGAUGGAUUCUCUUAACGCAACACUGGCACUCACUACUUUGUAGUCGUGUGUGUGUGUGUGUGUGUGUGUGUGUGUUACUGUACCUGAGCUAGGUCUGGAGUCACAGUCCAGGUGGACCGCACCACCCGAGUCGGGUGUGGGGGGUGACAGCAGAUCGGAGGGGGCGUCCCAGGAUAGCGUGGACCAGCGGGAGUUGCUCCCCCCGCCUAGUGAAGUAUACGCCGCCCUGUCGCCGGGGUUACUGCCAGAGUUGUCCGGGUUCCUCGGACAGGGGGGGGAGGGGGCCUGGGAGAACAAAGCAAGAUGUGUGUGGGGCAGGUUUUAUAAACCACC